Molecule: messenger RNA, 7209 nt
Organism: Phascolarctos cinereus (koala)
Lineage: Eukaryota; Metazoa; Chordata; Mammalia; Diprotodontia; Phascolarctidae
Gene: DAAM2
Product: dishevelled associated activator of morphogenesis 2
Biological process (GO): positive regulation of canonical Wnt signaling pathway; regulation of non-canonical Wnt signaling pathway; negative regulation of oligodendrocyte differentiation
Molecular function (GO): small GTPase binding; actin binding
Source: RefSeq, a predicted model, not a curated record
GUCCUGCCUCCCCCGGCUGUUCUGGGUUAGAGCAGGGACAUUGGAAGGAGCAAGGAGCGGCCGCUGGAGAGAGUUUGUGUUGGGGGAGCAGGCCUGAGUCCGAGCAGAACAUCCUCAUGCAUCAGUGCCCUCGGAAGGACCCCCCUACCCCACCCCUGAUCUGUUGCCCUGAGCUUCCGCCCCCAGGCUCUGGCUCUUGGACACAAGAUGGCCAUUCUUAAAGACUGAGCUCAGGAUCUGUAAAAAGAAACUUUGGAAAUAGCUGGAUGAACUUGAUCACGAUGAAUAGAUAACAGUGCCCCAACUGACCAUGGCUCCCUGGAAGAGGAGUCGUCAUGGCCUGGGCUUUCUCUGCUGCUUUGGGGGCAAUGACAUCCCUGAGAUCAACCUCCGGGACAACCACCCGCUGCAGUUCCUGGAGUUCUCCAGCCCCAUCCCCCCUGCAGAGGAACUCAAUGCCCGCUUUGCAGAGCUUGUGGAUGAGUUGGAUCUCACGGACAAAAACAGGGAGGCCAUGUUUGCACUGCCGCUGGAGAAGAAAUGGCAGAUCUACUGCAGCAAGAAGAAGGAACAGGAGGAUCCCAACAAAUUGGCGACCAGCUGGCCAGAUUAUUACAUUGACCGGAUCAACUCCAUGGCUGCUAUGCAGACUCUGUAUGCCUUUGAUGAAGAGGAAACAGAGAUGAGAAACAAAGUGGUUGAAGACCUGAAGACAGCUCUUCGCACUCAACCCAUGAGAUUUGUGACUCGAUUCAUUGAGUUGGAUGGGUUGACCUGUCUCUUGAACUUCCUUCGGAGUAUGGACCAUGCCACCUGUGAGAGUAGAAUCCAUACAUCCCUCAUUGGCUGCAUCAAGGCAUUGAUGAACAAUUCCCAGGGCCGUGCCCAUGUGUUGGCACAACCUGAAGGCAUUAGCACCAUUGCCCAAAGCUUGCGCACUGAGAACAGCAAAACCAAGGUGGCCGUGCUUGAGAUCCUGGGUGCUGUCUGCCUGGUGCCUGGUGGCCAUAAGAAGGUGCUUCAAGCCAUGUUGCACUACCAGGUGUAUGCCGCCGAGAGGACCCGCUUCCAGACUUUGUUGAAUGAGCUGGACCGAAGCAUGGGGCGCUACCGGGAUGAGGUGAAUCUGAAGACAGCCAUCAUGUCCUUCAUUAAUGCUGUCCUCAAUGCUGGUGCUGGAGAGGAUAAUCUGGAGUUUCGGUUACAUCUGCGAUAUGAAUUCCUAAUGUUGGGAAUACAGCCUGUGAUUGACAAACUUCGGAGGCAUGAGAACGCCAUAUUGGACAGGCAUUUAGACUUUUUUGAGAUGGUCCGGAAUGAGGAUGACUUGGAAUUAGCCAGAAGAUUUGACAUGGUACACAUUGAUACCAAGAGUGCAUCACAGAUGUUUGACCUGAUCCAUAGGAAACUGAAACACACAGAAGCAUAUCCUUACCUGCUCUCCAUGCUUCAGCACUGUUUACAGCUGCCUUAUAAGCGGAAUGGUGGGAGCAUCCAUCAUUGGCAGCUCCUUGAUCGGAUCCUCCAGCAGAUCGUCCUACAGGAUGAGAGGGGCGUGGACCCUGAUUUGGUACCCCUGGAGAACUUCAACGUCAAAAAUAUCAUCAAGAUGCUAGUCAAUGAAAAUGAAGUAAAUCAAUGGCGAGAUCAGGCUGAGAAAUUCCGAAAAGAGCACACGGAGCUGGUGAGCCGGCUAGAGCGGAAGGAGCGAGAAUGUGAAACAAAGACCAUAGAGAAGGAUGAGAUGAUGAAGACUCUGAACAAGAUGAAGGACAAGCUGGCCCGAGAGUCCCAGGAGCUGCGUCAAGCUCGAGGACAGUUGGCAGAGUUGGUAGCUCAGCUUAGUGAGUUCUCGCCUACUGGUACCUUGUCUUCCCCUCCUCCUCCAGGAGGUCCCUUCCCCAUCCCCUCCUCCAAGAACUCCAUUGACUUGCCUCCACCCCCACCUCCCCUGCCUUUCUCCUGCAGCCCUCCACCCCCACCCCCACCUCUUCCACCUGGUGGACCUCCCCCUCCUCCAGGGGCACCCCCUUGCUUUAGCAUGGGGAUGCCCCCUCCUCUAGCCUCUCUCCCUAGCAGCUGCCCUCCCCUCAGGAAGAAGUGUGUCCCGCAGCCUUCCCAUCCUCUGAAAUCUUUCAACUGGAUCAAGUUGAAUGAGGAACGAAUCUCUGAUACCGUGUGGAAUGAGAUUGAUGAUCUUCAAGUAUUUCAGGUCUUGGACUUGGAAGACUUAGAAAAAAUGUUCUCAGCCUAUCAGAGGCAUCAGGACCUGCUAACUAAUCCUCCCUUUAAGCAGAAAGAGAUGGGCUCCACUGAAGACCUCUACCUGACCACAAGAAAAGUCAAAGAACUCUCAGUCAUUGAUGGCCGAAGAGCCCAGAACUGUAUCAUCCUCCUUUCCAAGUUGAAGCUUUCCAAUGAGGAGAUCCGGCGAGCCGUGCUCAAAAUGGAUGAGGAAGAGGACCUGGCCAAAGACAUGCUGGAGCAGCUUCUCAAGUUCAUCCCUGAGAAGAGUGACAUCGAUCUACUGGAAGAGCACAAGCAUGAGAUAGACCGAAUGGCCCGGGCUGACCGUUUCCUCUAUGAGAUGAGCAGAAUUGAUCACUACCAGCAACGUCUACAGGCUCUCUUCUUUAAGAAAAAGUUUCAAGAGAGGCUGGCGGAGACCAAGCCUAAAGUGGAAGCCCUCCUGCUGGCCUCCAGGGAACUGACACGCAGCCACCGACUAAAGCGCCUCUUGGAAGUCGUCCUUGCCAUCGGCAACUACAUGAACAAGGGACAACGAGGGGGAGCUUACGGCUUCCGAGUGUCCAGCCUCAACAAGAUUGCUGACACCAAGUCCAGUAUUGACAGGAACAUCUCAUUGCUCCAUUAUCUGAUCAUGAUUUUGGAGAAGAAUUUCCCUGACAUCCUCAACAUGCCUACCGAGCUUCAGCACCUCCCUGAAGCUGCCAAAGUCAAUCUAUCAGAGCUGGAGAAGGAGGUAAACAACAUCAGAAAAGGGCUGAGAGCUGUGGAGGCGGAGCUAGAAUAUCAGAAGCACCAGAAAAGGGAGUCCGGUGAUAAGUUCGUUCCAAUCAUGAGCGACUUCAUCACCGUUGCCAGCUUCAGUUUCUCAGAGCUGGAGGAUCAACUUAAUGAAGCCAGGGACAAGUUUUCCAGGGCACUGAAGCACUUUGGAGAACCUGAGGGCAAGAUGCAGCCAGAUGAAUUUUUUGGCAUCUUUGACACCUUCCUUCAGGCCUUCUCUGAGGCCCGGCAGGACCUGGAGAGCAUGAGGAAAAAGAAGGAAGAGGAAGAGAGACGGGCACGGAUGGAAGCCAUGCUGAAGGAACAGCGGGAGCGGGAGCGUCGACAGCGGAAGGCGGCUGUGGGAGUCAGCAACUUGGAGGAAGGUGGAGAGUUCGAUGACCUGGUGUCUGCUCUGCGCUCAGGUGAAGUCUUUGACAAGGACUUGUCCAAGCUCAAACGAAGCCGCAAGCGGUCAGGGCCCCAAACACUCGAAAUAAGCCGGGAGCGGGCGGUGAACAAGCUAAAUUAUUGACUUGGAGACUUUGGCGGCAGAAAGAGGAUGGCUACCGCUCGAAGAAGCUGAGGGAGGACUAAAGGGGUGCAGUCGGGGUUGCCUAAUGGGGUGCUUAAGCUGGAUUUGGGGCAGUAGUGUGUGGCUGGCCCAAAUAUAUCCCCUUUCCUUCUCUAACUACCCUUCUUGUGCCCUGCUCCGCCCCAUUCCGCUGUGACUGACUCCUUCCCUGAAGGCAUCGCCGGGUGAUCUCUGUUGUUACUUGGCCAGAGGUACAGGAUGCCUAGAAGUUGUGUUGAGGGCCCAUGGCUCCACCUGGAUACCUGCAUGUUGCCAUAGAAUGGUUCUAGCAUCUCACAGAUCAGCUCUGAGCCCCCACUAAUGGCAAACCAAGAUAUUGUUGAGAUUUCACUGAUGGGGAAAGGGUAGUGGGAGGGGGCCAUUUUCUUUGUAUAGCUUCUGAGAGCUAAAGCACACAGUCCCCUCAUCCUUGGUACUGACACCCCUUUCUCUUGAAUAGAGGCCUGGAGCAUCUACGUUAGGGAUAGGUCUGGCGGCAACCCUGAAGACAAAAAUGUUCUGCUUAGAUGAAAGGGAAAAAGAAAAAAAAAAGAUUUUCUGGAAGCUGCCAAAACACAAACACACUUUGUUAAUCUUCCACCCUGAGUGCAUUAGGAUUUCAGAUGUGCUUGUCUAAGAAGUGAGUAGAAUGGAAAGAUGGAUGGAGGGAAGGAUAUGAAUAUGGCCAAUGCAAAAAAAAAAGGGGGUCCGAGGAACAGGAUGACAGUGUAGAUCAGUCAUGAGCUAGAGAACUGAGUUAUUUUCCUCAGUACAAUUUUGGUAUAGUCGAAAGACUCAGUACUGAUAGAAAUUGGCUGGGCCCCUGCCUUACCUUCAGUGAAACAUUUAUAUUGUAGCCAAAGUCAGGGACUUGGGCUUAUGUAUGAAGACUGUAUUCCCUACCCCCAGAAAGGAAUCUGGUGUGACACAGUUCCUUCUUCCUCUUCUUGGAGGGGAAUGAUUUGGGAUCAGCUGCCCAGGCCCCUUCCAAACUUUACUCCCUACCUCUGGAACACAAACCCUGACACCCUGUCCUCUCCUGCUCCAAUCUACACCUCACCUUUACCCUACCCCACCCCCAUUCAAAUGUACAUACCCACUGACCAUAGUCCUGGAGACAUGGAAUAUGUGCAUUCUCUGUCAGAAGCCCAGAGAACACCAGCACUCCAGCCACUGGUUUGAUUUUUCCUACUCUUUUAAAGAAACUUAUUUGCUUACAGCCUCAUUUCUUUCAGACUAUGCCUAACUUCCAGUGCAGUCUGUCUCAUGAAAGUGGAAGCAGCCAGCCCCUUCUCUUCCCUGGUCAUCCAAAGCCCUAGCCAUCUUAGAGAAGGCCUGGGGGUAUGUGGGACCAGUGGAGAGCCACUUAGAAGAAAGUCAUCUCUUCCCUCAGCUGAAGAGUGAACCAUCAAUAGGGAUGGAUAAGUCAUUUGUCCACAGCUUUUUAGAGGAGGUCACCUAUUUUAAAGCCGUACCCUGCAAAUCAGGCCUAAUAUAGCCAGUCUAUGUUUACAUAUCUACAAUGAGGGAUUUACCAUUUAAGACAAGUGGGGCCAAGUUCAGAUCUAAAAUGAAGGUUGUGGAUUCAAAGAACUGUGAGUGAUGGAGUGUGAUUCCCUUCAAUAAAUGGUCAAUGAAGGGUAGAGCUUGGAGCCAAGAGGUGGGUAUGGCCUCUAGCCACUUCCCUCCCAACUCAUAAAUCUGUUUCCCACUCCCCAGCUGCCAAAAUAGGUAGCCCUGCUUGGAGAAGAUGGGUAGACAGGGGUACAGGUUAAUAAGACCUGCUGAUAACCCCCUUCUUGCUCUAGAGAUUCUUCUCCAUCCCCCUCCACCACCAUCUUAACUCUCAUCUUACACUGUCCACUGGUUAGCUCACUGACACCCUGCCCUCUAAUUCCUGAUCCCCAGAGUCAGGAAGACCAGAGGUAUCAUGGUGGAGGCAGGAAAUGUUCAUUUGCAGUAGACUUUCCCCCUUCAUUUAUCAUGACUUUUCAGCUUCUAAGUGCCUUCCACUUGGAGUCACAACCAGAUUUCCCUCUUGUUACUUCAUGUAACUUUAACAUUUGUUUGCUGUGACCAAAUCCCUAUUUUCAGUGUGGCCUGAUGAGCAGGCCCACUCUAGCUGCCAAUCUUCUGACUUUUGGGAGGGAGAGAGGGGCAGUGAGCAUCCUGGGUGAUCUGGGUGGUUGAGGGCAAGGCAACAGGGCCUUGCCUGAGAGACAGGACAGGAGACCCUGGAGGGGAGGCCAUACUGCCCUCUGAGAAGCAUGUGCUCAGCAUGUGUUUAGUGUGAGUUGGGCUGGAAGAAGGGAUAAAGGAAUAGGGUGGGGGUAUUUCCACCCAGGUGUAGGAUGGACAGGGUCAAAGAUAAGAAAAAGGAGGGAGCUGAGUUGUCUGGACUGGGGGUGUUGGGGAGGGAUUUGAUUAUAGUCGUGGUCUUCUGGAGUUCUGAUUAAAAAAGCUAUCCCUCUCUCACAUACACUCCCUAACCCAAAGGAGGCACUGGGAAGGACUCCAACCACACUUGUUCAAGGAAUGAAUGGGAUGGAAGGCGGGAUGUUGGGAAAGGUGUUAAUGUGACCAAUUUGAUAGGACUUUCCUCUGUCCUGGUAUACCCCCAAGAUGCAAACCACUUCAGCUUCUUGCCCCCUCCUCCUCCCAAGCCAUAAAGCAAACAGUGCUAGCCCCCUGACCCUAUGACACAGCCCCACUCUGUAAAGGGUGGCACACAGUAGGGUAGCCUAGCCAUAGCAUGUGUUUCUUCCUCCUGGCAUCCUCCUUGUAUUGCCACAGGAAAGUCCCAGAUACUGACAUCUGGAGAUACCUGGUGGAUACCGUGCCUUUCUGUCCAGGAGCAUAUGGCACACGCAAUUUUGUUUAGUUUGUUUCUAAUUUAGAUGAAGCCCAUCAGCCCCAGGAGCCUGAUUUCUAUUUAUUGUUCCCUAGCUCCUACUGGCCCAGAGGGCCGAUGGGGGCAGUGGAGGCUGCUUGGCAAGAUUAGCCUCCCCACCAUCCCCCCCAACAGACUGACUGAAGAGGCUGGCCCAGCAAGAAUUGGGGGGCAGGGGGAGUCACUGACUGAUGCCCCAUAGAGGCUGGGUCAAACUGGUACCUGGUGUACUGCCUUGUUUUAAUCUCUCACAAACCAUUAAGUUUUGCUCUUUGCCCUUUUCCCCCUGGUCUGCCUUUUCUAGGGGGUAAAUUUUCCCCACUGUCUAAUUUUACAUCAGAUGCAGAAUUCAUGUUUGAUGUAAUGUAGCCCCACCCUCUCCCCUUCCCCCCCCAGCACCCCUGAACCUCCCCAUCCCCAACACAGAACCCAGACCCUGACCCACCCUUGGCUUCCACCUCUAGAUCUCACACGAGAGGAAGCUUGCUGGAGGAGGAAUCUAAGGCAGGGGUGGGAGGGGGGGAAAAUGUAUCUCCUCCCCCUUGUCAGUCUCUCCCAAACCCCGGAGCUGGGGCUGUCCCCUUCCAUCAGUCACAACUCAGUGGCAUCGUCACAUUCACCAGCUAUCUCAGACAAUGAGUCUAAUGUACAAAAUCUGUAGUGUCCUUUUUAUUCGCACCUUUUUUAUAAGAAUAUACUGUAAUACUAAAAAUAUUAAAUCCGUACAGCCCCUUUA